This is a messenger RNA of Cercopithifilaria johnstoni, 1065 nucleotides long. NCBI's taxonomy places the organism in Eukaryota, Metazoa, Nematoda, Chromadorea, Rhabditida, Onchocercidae. The record is from the annotation of a GenBank genome assembly.
AUGGCCUUGUGGGUAGAUAAAUAUAGGCCACGUGAGCUAUCUGCUUUAACCUAUCAUGUCAAACAAGCAAAGGAUCUCAUUGAAAUCGUUAAGGCCGGUGACUUUCCUCAUUUGCUUGUAUAUGGCCCAAGCGGUGCUGGAAAAAUGACUAGAAUCUUUUGUAUUUUGCGAGAACUUUACGGCAAUGGUGUGGAGAAAUUACGAAUGGAUGCACGAAGUUUUCAGGCUCCAUCUGGCAAAAAAUUGGAAAUUCAAACCUUUAGCAGCAAUUAUCAUAUUCAGCUUAGUCCGGGGGAGGUUGGUUUCUACGACCGCAUCGUUGUCCAGGAAAUUAUUAAACAAAUGGCACAAAUGCACCAGAUUGAUGCUGCAACACAACGAAAUUUCAAAGUAGUCGUUUUAAUGGAAGCAGAUCAAUUGACUCGAGAUGCACAAAACGCGUUGCGUCGUACAAUGGAGAAAUAUGCUCAAACAUGCCGACUGAUACUGUGUUGCGAUUCAAUCAGUAAAAUUAUCGAUCCUCUGAAAAGUCGGUGCUUGGCGGUUCGUGUAGCUGCACCUUCGGAUAAUGAUGUAGCGAAAGCUGUUAAACUUGUUUGCAAGCAGGAAAAUGUCCCCGUUCCUGAAAGUAUCAUUGCGAGAGUAGUGCAGAAAGCUAAUGGCAACAUGCGACGGGCUUUAUUGAUUAUAGAGGCAGCAAAAGUGCAAAACUAUCCAUUCAAAGAGAACCAAGAAAUUCCUGAACCAGAAUGGGAAGUUUAUUUGCAAGAAACGGCUAAAAUGAUGAUACAGCAGCAAAAUCCUGAGAACCUUCUCAAAGUGCGGAAUAGAUUUUACGAAUGUAUUGGACACUGCAUUCCUCCAAAUAUCAUAUUUAUGAAAUUAUUGCAAGAACUGCUGAAGUCCUGUGAUAAUAAAAUUAAAGUUGAGGUGGUUGCUGCGGCGGCUGAAUAUGAGCAUCGCUUAACACGUGGUAGCAAACCUAUAUUCCAUUUGGAGGGUUUUGCUGCAUCAUUCAUGGAAAUCUAUCACAGACAUCAAAAUGAGAAUGCUAUGGAGCAUUAA